Homarus americanus (American lobster) is the source of this 540-nucleotide messenger RNA. RefSeq names its product glycine-rich cell wall structural protein 1.8-like. The transcript is spliced from 2 exons. The coding region runs from base 23 to 364 and encodes 113 amino acids. The record is from RefSeq and is a predicted model, not a curated record. NCBI's taxonomy places the organism in Eukaryota, Metazoa, Arthropoda, Malacostraca, Decapoda, Nephropidae.
AGCAGCCAGCACAGACGCUAAGAUGAAGUUGUUGUUGUCACUGGUCGUCGUAGCCACUCUGGCUACCCUAAACCAGGCAGGUGGACACGGUGGUGGACACAGGGGUGGUUACGGAGGUGGUUUUGGUAGCUAUGGAGGAGGUUAUGGAGGUUACGGAGGUGGAUAUGGAGGCUACAGGGGUGGAUACGGAGGUGGACAUGGUGGAGGUUAUGGCGGCGUUGGCGGAACAUCUAAUAACAACUUUAACCUAGCAGGUCCAAGAGGUGGAUAUGGUUAUGGUGGCGGCCAUGGUGGUGGUUAUGGUGGCGGCCAUGGUGGUGGUUAUGGUGGCGGCCAUGGUGGCGGCUACGGAUACGGGAAAUAAACGACCUCACCAAACCAAGAAAGCUUCCACCAAGGAAAGUUUAAAUGCACGUCAGCAACACUUACAGAAUAUGGCACGGCAAAGCUUCUUGAGUACCCACUGCAUCACCUGAUUGACUUCCAUUGUCUAUAUACAUAUCACGAAUAUCGAAAUAAAUUUUAUAUAUAAAAACGAAA